This is a messenger RNA of Haliotis rubra (blacklip abalone), 3491 nucleotides long. RefSeq names its product pendrin-like. Gene Ontology annotation, cellular component: membrane. The record is from RefSeq and is a predicted model, not a curated record. Gene Ontology annotation, molecular function: chloride transmembrane transporter activity; sulfate transmembrane transporter activity; bicarbonate transmembrane transporter activity. NCBI's taxonomy places the organism in Eukaryota, Metazoa, Mollusca, Gastropoda, Lepetellida, Haliotidae. Gene Ontology annotation, biological process: transmembrane transport.
ACAUUAAUCACUUGCAUAAAGGGACAACCUGUUGAAAUGUUUUCGAUUCAUAGCCUUACGGUCCUGUAAUAUCCAUACAUGUGAAGCACACUUCAAUGGUGCUAUUUUUCGUGACUGGGGCAGAUCGCAGUCCAGGAUAUACGCACGAAUCUCCGGUCGCCAGUGUAAUCCGAAGUCUACGCCGCUACAAAGCUCUGUUUAUCAAUAGCGAUCUCAGGUGUGAGGACUUCAACCAUGGACUUGAAAAAUGUUACCGACGAGAAGGAAGUGUUGCUGUCCAACGACAGCGUGUCACUGCCGGCUUCCUACAUGGCAGACACACCCGCUUCUCCGCCUCCACAGGACGACGUCGUCACCAGCCUCACCCUCAAGCGCCGUGUUUACACGAGGCUGGAAAUUGACGAAGCCUACAAAGACGAGACUCCUCCUUGGACCUUCGCUGGCUACUUCAAGUCGGCGUGCAGAUGCUCCAAAGAAAAAGCCAUCUCUGGCCUCCUGAGCGUCUUCCCUAUCGUCACCGUCAUCAGGAAGUAUCAACUACGUCGGUACAUCCUCGAUGACUUCCUGUCAGGCCUCUCCACUGCUUUCCUUCAUCUGCCACAAGGGCUGGGUUUCGGACUGCUUGCCUCUUUAGCCCCCAUCAACGGCCUGUAUGCCACCUUCUUCCCAAUCCUCCUGUAUACGCUCUUUGGAACCUCUCAGCAUGUAAGCAUGGGAACAAAUGCGGUUAUUGCCCUCAUGACGGCUAAUAUCGUUGAACGUGAGGGGGACAUGUUCAAAGCAUCGUUUGUCAAUGGGACAGUUCCUGAUGCGGAGUUUCUGAAUCAUAAAGUGGGGGUGGCAAUGGCCGCGGCGUUCUUCAGCGGACUGAUACUGUUAGUGAUGGGAACUUUGCGCCUUGGCUUUCUUACCAUGUAUUUAUCCGUGUCGUUCGUCGGUGGGUUCACCACUGCAUCUGCUGUUCACAUCGCCACAAGUCAGGUCAGCAAGAUGCUCAAUAUCAAAGUAAAGGCGUUCUCUGGAGCAGGAAAAGUCAUCCUUACGUACGUGGCCAUCUUCACCAACAUCGCAGACACCAACGCGGCCGACAUCAUCAUUGCCCUCAUUAGUGUGGCUAUUCUUCUGGCUGUCAAAAUAGGCAUCAAUGAACGAUACGCGCGUAAACUGAAGAUUCCAAUACCCAUUGAUCUCAUAGUAGUUGUAGUAGGGACAAUAAUAUCUCAUUUCGCAGAACUCAACCGACACUUCAACAUCGCCAUUGUUGGUGAUGUACCGACAGGACUGCCUGUGCCCAUGCUGCCGAAUUUAGAAGUUAUUCCCAGGAUAGCAACAGAUGGGUUCGUCAUUGCAAUCAUAAUAUUUGCCAUGACGAUAUCAAUGGCGAAGCUGAUGGCACGACAACAUGACUACGAGCUUGACUACAACCAGGAACUAAUAGCAUAUGGCAUGAAUAAUUUUGCCUCCUCUUUCUUCCACUGCUUCCCAUCCUGCACAGCUCCACCCAGAACAAUGAUCCUCAGCUCUUUAGGAUCCAAGACAACCCUGAACGGUAUCCCGUCAGCCCUCUUCAUCCUCAUCGUCCUGCUGGUCGCUGGUCAGCUGUUCGUCUCCCUACCGAUCGCUGUCCUGGCUGCUAUGAUUGUUGUUGCUAUGAAGAACCUCCUGCUGCAGAUACGGCAGCUCCCAGGAUUGUGGAGGUCAAGCAAGGCCGACUUCACCAUCUGGCUCUUUACCUUCCUAGUCGGGGUGCUGGCAGAUCUGGACCUCGGAAUCAUCGUUGGCAUAGGAAUAUCUGUCCUUACCGUUGUCGUCCACACGCAGCUCACCGCGGGAUUUGUCACGGGUGUCUCGACAAAGGAGGACGUGAUGGUGUCUGAGGGAAUCCGGGACGGGACAAGACCGAUUCCUGGCAUCUCGGUGUUCUUCUUCAACUCAAUGUUGUAUUUUGCCAACGCGGAGAAGUUCAAGAAGGAGAUAUUUGAGAAGGUGUACCAUCCUGCUACAAGGGAAAACAUCAAGAGAGAUAUCAAUGCAAAAGCAUCGGGUAAAGGUGAAACCUCUGACGGCGACGAUGGCACGGAAGUCGACCAUGCCGAUGUUGUGGCUGUCGUGUCGGAUGACGCUCACGUCCACAGCAUCAUCAUUGACUGUUCCGCCAUGUCCUUCAUUGACAUCGGUGGUGUGAAUAUGCUCCAGGUAAUUGCGUCGAAGUAUGGAAAGGUAGAUACAAAGGUCUACCUGGCCUGUGUUGGGCAGUAUAUGUGGAAGACACUCCAGAGAGCUGGCUUCUUUGACAACUUCCCAAAGGAAAAUGUAUUUUUGAUGUAUGGGAUGCCGUGACCGCUAUUCAAAAGAAAGGUUCCAGAGGAACCACUUACCUCUGAACGCAUGAGUCUUGUAUCAAGACCUUCCUUGUUUUAGAUUCUGGUAUGGUAGAUCCGUCUUUUACUGAGACAGUUCUGUUCUAUACAUUGUAAGGCUAUAGGGGCGGUGGGAUAGCCUAUUGGUUAAAGAGUCCCUCACAUGGGUACAAUGUCUGAAGCCCAUUUCUAGUGUAACAUUAGUGGAAUAUUGCUAAAAGCGGCGUAGAACCUUACUCACUGACUGUAGUGCUGUAGCUAGUAGAACUGGCGUUGAAAAAGGUUUUCAAACAAGAGGUGCAGUCUCGAUCCGAUAGGGAAACCAGGGCCUAGAUUUUCGAAGCUCUCUUAGCGCUAAGAUAGUCGUAACUUCCAUAUAUUAACAUUAACUUACGACGAUCUUAGCGCUAAGAGAGCUUCGAAAAUCUAGGCCCAGGUCGACUAACAUAGACAGAUCAUCAUGAUGUUCUCUUAUUAACUGGAAUGUAAGAAAAUGGUCAUGCGUGGAGUUUUAGCUCCCGAACAAUCGGACAAUUACAUUGUAACAGGUAUUUGGAUAGGUGGUAUAAUGAGGAAUAAACUUCCUAAAGUAAACGUACCUUAUGUAUGAUUGUAUGCAUUUAUGUUUGCUGUAACUUUGUGACAACAGUUCAGCUUUAGCGACUUCUAAGGCAUAUAUCAGCUCUAGCGCUAGAAUAAGUUUGUGGGACUGAAUUCAGUUGAACAUGCUGAUCUAUGCGCUAAGACUAUCGUAACUGCCGUACUUGAACAAAGACUCUGAGUCCCAAUACGUCCGUAAUACUACAACAUUCGUAAGGUUAUGUUUACUAUAGAGUUGCGACAGGUCGUAACCUAAUGAACGCUCGGUUGAUCGGGACCCAAGAUAGUUUGGGCGCUCAGAUAGCUUUGUGGGACGGGAUCCUGGACCCAGUUCUGUUAUUAACCCAAGAUCACAUGGUCCCGAUUUCUCGAAACAAACUGAGUUUUGACUUAAUUUAACGUUUUUACUCACAUUUGAGAAAACGCAGGAAAACGCAUUUCCCAGAAUAAACUGAAAUCGAGAUUUAACUCAAACAUAGUAGACAAUUUAAGUCUAGUAGAUAUUUUAUUUGAAUUGUUUUGGCUUUUUUA